This is a messenger RNA of Telopea speciosissima, 552 nucleotides long. Its product is annotated as protein transport protein Sec61 subunit gamma. Lineage: Eukaryota; Viridiplantae; Streptophyta; Magnoliopsida; Proteales; Proteaceae. Gene Ontology annotation, molecular function: transmembrane protein transporter activity. Gene Ontology annotation, cellular component: Ssh1 translocon complex; membrane. Gene Ontology annotation, biological process: protein targeting; post-translational protein targeting to membrane, translocation. Bases 88 to 297 code for a protein of 69 amino acids. The record is from RefSeq and is a predicted model, not a curated record. The transcript has 3 exons.
GAACCGUGUCUUGUUCCUCUCUCUGAGGCUCUCGGAGGAAAAGGAAAAGAAAAAGUAAAAAGGAGAGAACGAAGGAAGAUCUCAGACAUGGAUUCGCUAGAUUCCGUCGUCGAUCCAUUGAGAGAGUUCGCUAAGGACAGCUAUCGCCUCGUCAAGCGCUGCCACAAGCCAGAUCGGAAAGAAUUCACGAAGGUCGCGUUUCGUACGGCUGUCGGCUUCGUCGUGAUGGGAUUCGUUGGGUUCUUCGUGAAGCUAAUCUUCAUCCCCAUCAACAACAUCAUCGUCGGAUCUGUUUAGGUGGAACACCUAGCUUUAUGCAUCCAGCUUUGAAAACACUAAUCAUGAGUGCUAGCUAUGCAUCACUAUAUAUUUGUUGGCUUGAUAAACAAUGGUGAAAACCUGUCUUCAUUUGCAGUAAAGUCUGUUGGUCUUGGAAUGGAGCACUGAUUCAUUGCAUAUGUUUCAUUUGAAAUGCAGGUAAACGUGGGGUUGUAAAGGUAGAAUGCAGGGAGUAUUCCAUUCACAUAGAUGAUUAUGUAGGGGAAGGAUGCU